Messenger RNA from Contarinia nasturtii (swede midge), 4425 nucleotides. It is a transcript of the gene lig, whose product is annotated as protein lingerer. Gene Ontology annotation, cellular component: cytoplasm; nucleus. The transcript is spliced from 14 exons. Bases 16 to 3390 code for a protein of 1124 amino acids. Gene Ontology annotation, molecular function: protein binding. The record is from RefSeq and is a predicted model, not a curated record. Lineage: Eukaryota; Metazoa; Arthropoda; Insecta; Diptera; Cecidomyiidae.
ACAAAGUUCUAGCGCAUGCAGCUACUUGUAAAUACAGUGUACAUAGCGAUGAGCACACAAACCAGAUCGAGCGGCGGAGGUCGCAAUCAAACUAAUAAGAAAAACACAUCAACCACAGGUGGUGGUGGCGGUGGUAAUGAGACCAAUUUCCAGAAGAAAUCAGAUCAUGCCAAAACAGACAAAGAGAAACCACAGCUCCAUGUGAAACAGCCAACCGCUGAACAGAUUCGAAUUGCUCAAAUCACAGAGAUUAGCACCGGUUCAGAUGAUCCAAAAAUGCGCGAAAAAGUGGCCAAUUUAAUGGAAACCACUCAGCGCACUGAAGAAGAGGUCUGUUGUGCAUUAUACGAAUGUGACAACGAUCUCGAUCGAGCCGUCAUUUUUCUGCUCGAACAACUUCCAGUUGGUGCGUUCGAAACAUCAUCGAAAAAGAAAAAGAAUCGUUUGGCCGGUACGGGUGAUGCUGCUGCCACUGAUGGCGAGUGGAACGAGAACAAUAAUGCCGGCAACAGUGGCACAAACAACAAUUCUAACAACAACGCUGAUUACCAGAAAAAUCGUAAUCGCGGUGGUAAUGUUCGUGUUGGACGUGGUAAUUCAGACAGUCGUGGAUGGCGUGGCAGAGAAUCCCGGGAAAAUGAACGUAAUGCCGGUGGUUCUGGUGAUAACAAAUCAAACCAGAAUAGCGGACCACGGAGAGGACCACCAAACAGUUUCCGAAACGGUGGAUUCGGUGCCGGCAGAGGUGGUCGUUCUGGAGGUCGCUUAGGGCCGAGAAGUUCACGAGAUCAAAAUCGUGGCAAUUACUUUAGAUCUCAAGAUGAAAAUGAGACAGCCGUCGAUACAUGGGAUAAUAAUAUAGCAUUGAGUGCUGCUGAACAAACAAAAUCGGAUGACACAUGGGGUGAUUGGGAUAAUGAGGAGUACACAGGUUCUUUGGCUGAUACCAAAGUCUUUACACCGAGUACAGUACAAAAUCAAACAUUAUCACAUGCCGAACAAUUGUCAGCACCGCCGGGCUUAGAGCAGCAAAUUCUCAGUCCACCGUCACAAUUGACAAAUGACGAUUUGGUUCAACAGUACAGUGCGAACACUGUUUCAAGCACACCGUCGGCUGUAUCGGUUGGUGGUGGAAGCGGUGUUGGUGGUGUUGCCACCAAUAAUAACAGCAAUCAGGUGCAAUAUUCGGAUCUUCAUGUUCAAUCGUCCACGAAUGCAUCGCAUCUUCGACCAGCUAUCGAUAUACCAUUGAACUCGUCCUCAUUGUCUGCCGAACAAUCUCAGUAUUUCAAUUCGUUAUCAUCGCAACCAGUCAGUGCUGUGCAGUAUUCGUCGCCAUAUGCCUAUAAAUCGAACAUCAACGAUGCUGAUCAAGUAGUUGCCGGCCAACCACAAAUCCAACCCGUUGCUAAUCGUAAUAGUAAACGUGCCCGAGUACCACCACCAUCGAAAAUUCCAUCGUCGGCUGUGGAAAUGCCCGAUACGCUCAGCAAUAUUGGAUAUUUGGAUGUACAAUUUGGUGCGCUUGACUUUGGCUCGGAAGAAACGUUCGACUCGAUUUCCGAUAAAUUCCAAUCGUCAAAUAUAGUUGAUAAUUCACAAAAUGUCACAGCAUCUGAUGUAUCAUCGGAUUAUCAAUCGAAGUCCCAAGGUUCGAACAGUCUGAACCAAUCUCAAUUGAUAUCAAAUCCCGACUCAUUGGCCGGACAAUCCGAGAAUUUGUCAUCGUCCGGCUAUAGCCAACGUCAAAAUAGUUCCGUUGUACAAACGCAAACUGCAUCAGCUAACACAUUGGCCAAUGCUAGCGCUGCGCUCGAACAAUUAACAAAGUCUGAUCAUUAUGUAAACCAAUCAAAUGUAAAUGCCACAUCUGUAUCUGGGAAUGGUGCAAGCACAGCAGGUACCUAUCAAACAUACACGAAAACGUCGACCGUUUAUCAACCAUCGAAUGUUACGCCACAAGGGUACAACAAUUCAAAUUAUGCAAAUACACAAACCGCUUCAAACAGUUCCAAUUAUUCGUCGUCAACAAAUACAUAUAAUUCCUAUAAUCAAGGAUCGGUGAAUUCGUACCAAACGCAACAAUCCAAUCUAACUAAUAGUGUUAAUAAUUCAAGUAGUGUAACGAAUGUAUCGAAUAGCGGUUCAACAUCGGUUGGCAACACCACUUCAGUGAAUAAUGCCAGUUCCAGUGCGAAUACCGGAUAUUUGUCGAAUCAAUAUCCGAGUAGCCAGACGUCAUCUGUUUAUCCAACGCAAGCGAGCGCUUAUCAAAAUAACCCGAACUGUGUGUACGGAAGCAGUAGUCUUAACAACAAUAAUUCAGGGUACACGGGAAACACUAAUACAUCAACAUCGCAGUACAGUAGCUUUAGUGGUUCAAAGAUAAAUAAAGACUCAACGCCAGUAACAACCAUCUAUGACAGCACAUUGUCAAGUAGCACGCAAAGCGUUGGAGCCAACAAUUCGGCCAGUAAUACAAGCGGUAACAGUAAUAGCAGCUUGAGCUCACCAUCAAUUGGAUUGACAAAUACAAAGGUGACUAAUUCCACAGCUAAAAGUACUGGAGGUGGAAAUGUUGUGUCAAAUAUACCAAUGGUUAGUCAAUAUAUACCGACUGGAAUGCCAUUCUAUCAGCAGCCUGUCUAUUCCUAUGAGGAUAUUCAGAUGUUGCAACAAAGAAUCCCGCCGCAUGUGCCUGCCGGAUAUUACGACAUAAAUUAUCAGACACCAACCAGCCUUGGUGCGUCUGGCGUGCGUGAUGGUAAUUUGGGUUCAGUUGCAUAUUCCACAAUGUCUGAUGGCCGUUUCACUCGUACCGAUAAUAAUUCGAGUCCAGUCAGCAAUGUUCCUAGUACAAUGUCACAGCAAACUGGUUCCGGUGGUCCAAUGUUGAAUCUUCCGUAUGCAUAUUUCUAUGGUGCAAACAUGAUGCCCGGAAGCUAUCAAUUUGGAACUCCAGCCCUAUAUCCACAACAAUUAGCUACGAAUGCAUCGUCAAAUGCACAAUUCGCAAAACCAUCGUACAACAGUGCGUACGGUUCAUCUGGUUAUGAUGCACUUGGUCAAUCAACACAAGAGUAUACAAAGACUGCUUAUCCGGGUAGCGGUACACAACAAUCGAAAGGACAAAAUGUAUCGAAUCAACCACCAAGUGGUACAGGUUCGGACAUUUCCUCAUCAAUGUAUGGUAAUAAAAACCAUGCUGCUUUAAGCAAAGUCAAUUCAUAUGAAAAAGGGUCGUUCCAUAGUAAUACACCUCCGCCAUUUGGACAAAAUGCCGGAGCCACAUCUCAAUACGGUGCACAACAACUUUACAUUCAAGCUAUGCCAGCUGCUUUGCAUAACAUGAACUUACCGCAACACAUACAUCAGGAUUAUUUCUUUUAAAAAAAACGACGAAAAAACUGAUAAAUUUAUUUACUUAAAUUUAAUUCAAUAGAUUUAAUUACUCGAAUUUUUCGACUUUACGUACCUCUUUUGUUUGAAGUUCUAUUUUUUUUUUAAAUUAAAAACCAAGAAUCAAUAUUUAUGAAAAUGAACAAUAUAAUAUAAAUACAAUCUGCUUUGUGAAAUUAAUUGAACAUAAAAGUAAUGUGUCGAUGCUACCAAAAAAUAAUGAAACGAAACAAAAAUUCGGCGAUUUUUGCAGAAUGGAAGGAAAAAAGAGAAUCAAACCGAAGUGCCUCUGAAUUAUUAAGAAUUAUGGAGUUAUAUUUUUUGUGCAAAUGUGAAAAAGAAAAAAACGUGUUGCGAAUGUAAAUGUUCACGGCGUCAUAGGAAACAAAAAAAAAACGUUAUAUUGUUUAUGGAAGGAAAAAAAAUUGUAUUAAAAGUAUGCAAAGAACAGGCAAUAAUGCUUAACAGAAUAUGAAAAGUAUGAGAAAUAUGUAAUAAAGGAGGUUAUCUCGCCUAAAAAUUAAGAUAAACGAACACGAAUCGAACCAAAAAGUAAAACAAAUGAAAAUAAUUGGAAACAAAAAAUUUAAAUAAACCAAUAAACAUACAAUAUAUCAAGACAUCAUACAGCUCAAUUAGUAGGAUAUGUAAUUUAAGAAACAUAACAAAUAUAAUCUGCAAAUUAAUUAUAUGUUUAUAAAGCUAAUGAAAAAUGAAACAGUCAAAAUGACUAUUGCACCGUAAUUGCCGAAGAACAUACAAAAUUCAAGCCAAACACACACACACACACACACACACACAUACUUAUAGAUGACGAUGAUGAUACACGUAUGACCGAAUUUACACCCAACUUUCCAAGCCAACCAAAAUCAAUACACACACCGAUACAGACACAUACAUAUAUAUUGAAAGAGCGACAAAAUAUUGAGAUUUUUUAAUGAAAAAUAAAGUGAUUUACAAUGAAGUCGAAAAUUGAGAAAAAAACAUAAGAGCCAAUCAAAUGUAAUGUUAUUUAUCUAAAAAGAA